Messenger RNA from Punica granatum (pomegranate), 616 nucleotides. The record is from RefSeq and is a predicted model, not a curated record. Lineage: Eukaryota; Viridiplantae; Streptophyta; Magnoliopsida; Myrtales; Lythraceae.
UUUUCUUCAUCGCAUCGGCAUAGCCACGAAGAGAGGGAGACGAGAGAGAGAGAGAUUCAGAGAGGAGAUUAAAUCAAUACACGGCCAUGGCAAUUCGGGCAUUCAAUCUCAGCUUUGUUGUGAUUUCUCUCUUGUUAAUUACCAUCACCUUCUCUUCAGGCAUAUCAGAAGGACUGGAAGGUGUCAGAAACCCUAGUUCUCUUCCAAACAAGGGUGGCACUUUACCAGCUGCUAUGAAGACAAGGAAGCUUUUGAAGAUGGAGGGUCUACAGGAUUAUGAGGAUGUCUGCGCAAACCCUAAGCACAAUCCUAGAAGAUCACCCGGUUGCAAGAACUAAUACACACAUAUAUACAUAUAUUAACUUAGUCUGAAUUUCACUUAUAUUUAUUUAUAUUAUAUACAUAUAUAUAUAUAUAUAUAAAUCAGUCGUGCAUGAUAUUAUUCACCCCUACGUCUAUCUAUGGAGAUUUUAUAUAUAAUAAUUAUAGAAUUUUCUCUCUAGGAUAUAUAUAUAUAUAUAUAUGAACAAGAUUUAACUGUAUGCUGAACUCUAUUUAGCGGGCGUGUUCUAUGUGUAUUUAAUAAAAGUCGAUCUCGUAUCGAUCAUUUGUUAUA